Molecule: messenger RNA, 1629 nt
Organism: Recurvomyces mirabilis
Lineage: Eukaryota; Fungi; Ascomycota; Dothideomycetes; Mycosphaerellales; Teratosphaeriaceae
Gene: LCB4
Product: sphinganine kinase lcb4
Exons: 1
Coding region: 1-1629 (542 amino acids)
Biological process (GO): phosphorylation; sphingosine biosynthetic process
Cellular component (GO): cytoplasm; membrane; intracellular membrane-bounded organelle
Source: RefSeq, a predicted model, not a curated record
AUGGCAAGCAGCGCACCCAACCCGUUUGACGACCCGGCUGGUUCCGGAGUCGAUGUAUCGUCCACAACCGAUAUGCUCACAGCAGCCGCUGUGCUUAAUGUGGACCGUAAUGCGACACUGACUCUUGGUACGGAUGCUUUGAUUGUAUUGGACGACGGACUGAAGCACAGGAGAAGGCCUGAUAAUCUCUGCGGCCUGCUGCCCCAAUUAUCGAAGACGACUCGAGCGGUGCCUUUUUACAACAUCCUUUGGGCGGAACUUAGUGAUUUCGAAAUUACGAUCAAGUAUGCGCAGCCAUCUGGGAAGAAGGCUUGCAAGGUCGGGUCUAUCCACUACUCGGUGACGGACAAGAGUCUAUAUGCGCAUGCGAAGCAGUGGGUAGCUGCACUUGUGAACAGAGCGUACCCAUCCAAUACCAAGCGCAGAAAGAGGAUUAAGGUCCUGGUCAACCCUUUUGGCGGGCAGGGCAAAGCGCAACAGCUCUGGACACGCGAAGUGGAGCCUAUCUUCGCUGCGGCGCAAUGCGAUGUGGACGUUGAGAAGACGGCGUAUCGAGGGCAUGCGAAGGAGAUAGCAGAGAAGAUGGAUGUGGACGCUUUCGAUGUUGUGGCUUGCGCUAGUGGUGAUGGUCUGCCUCAUGAAGUGUUUAAUGGUCUGGCGAAGCAAAAGUAUGCGCGAAAGGCUCUGCGACAAGUAGCUGUCACGCAGAUACCUUGCGGCAGUGGUAAUGCUCUGAGCCUGAAUAUCAACGGGACUGACUCACCCAGCCUGGCUGCUGUAGCUAUCGUCAAGGGCGUCAGGACGCCUAUGGAUCUUAUGGCUAUCACACAAGGCAGCGAGCGAUACUACAGCUUCCUGUCACAAGCAGUCGGCAUUGUGGCAGAGAGUGAUCUGGGUACCGAAACUUUGCGAUGGAUGGGACCCUUCCGAUUUACAUGGGGGAUUCUCAUCCGCAUCGUAGGCCAGACUAUCUACCCUGCAGAAGUCUCCAUCGUCCUUGAUAGUAGCGAUAAGCAUGCCAUCCGCGAGUCUUACCGGCAUGCCGUUUCAGAGCAUCAAUCUGCUCUAGACGACAACAUGACACUUUCACCAGACGAAGACACCCGUGCGACAUUUGACACUGAGCUGUUACCAGGUCUGAAGUAUGGUACUGUGGCAGAUCCGUUACCAGCGACUUUCGAGACCGCAGAUCUACCUACCUUGGGCAACUUCUACACAGGCAACAUGGUAUGGAUGUCGCCAGACGCUCCGUUCUUCCAGGCUGCGCUGCCAGCCGAUGGCAAGAUGGACAUGAUAAACAUCGACGGCAUGCUCUCACGGAUGACGGCUUUGCGAAUGCUAAGCAGUGUCGAGCAUGGCAAAUUGAUGGCCUUCCCGGAAGUCUCUUACCGGAAAGUACUCGCCUACAGGAUCUCGCCGAGGAUGGCGCCAACACCUUCUACACGCCGAGUACGUGCCAAGAUCGGACGUUGGCUAGGCGGAGCCGGGAAGCAAAAGCAAGGUCUGGUAGCAGUCGAUGGCGAGAGUGUGCCAUUCGAGCCUUUUCAGGUGGAGGUUGUGCCUUCAUUAGGCACUGUCUUGAGCAAACGCGGUGCAAUAUACGAGCUUGAUCCUGCGUUGGGUCCAUGA